This is a messenger RNA of Archocentrus centrarchus (flier cichlid), 822 nucleotides long. RefSeq names its product polyubiquitin-like. Gene Ontology annotation, cellular component: cytosol; nucleoplasm. The transcript is spliced from 2 exons. Bases 146 to 613 code for a protein of 155 amino acids. Gene Ontology annotation, biological process: proteasome-mediated ubiquitin-dependent protein catabolic process. The record is from RefSeq and is a predicted model, not a curated record. Gene Ontology annotation, molecular function: proteasome binding; polyubiquitin modification-dependent protein binding; ubiquitin binding. Lineage: Eukaryota; Metazoa; Chordata; Actinopteri; Cichliformes; Cichlidae.
AGUGUAUAUAAAGUGCUGAGCCGAGGCUUUCCGCUCAGCUGUUGUUCAAACAUCAUCGUUUACCUUUCGACGUCUGAAGACUUGACUUCAACUUUCUGAAGAACACUGUUUUGCCUGAAAAAGUCAUUGCAAGACUACAUUCAACAUGGAAAUAACCAUCACUAUGCUGAGUGGGUCUCACACCGUGAGGGUGAACCCACAGGACACAGUUGGCUCUCUGAAAAGAAAAAUCCAGAGCAUGCUGGGAGUCGACCCUCAGAGGCAGAAAUUAGCUUUUAGCAAUGGUCACAGGACCCCACUCAACGACGACUCCAAACCCAUCAGCCACUACGGCCUACAGCAGGGCUCCCAGGUGUCUCUGCUGGUCACCGAGCCUGUUCCCAUCCAGGUGUUCCUCAAAAAUGAAAAGGGACAGAUGAGCACCUACGACAUCCAGCCCGACGAGACUGUGAGCAACUUCAAGAGAAGAGUCGAGAGCAGAGAGAGGGUGCCUGCGAGCCAGCAGAGGCUCAUUCACGAAAGUAAGGAGAUGCAGGAUGGCAACAAACUGGUGGACUACAACGUUAGAAACCAGAGCACCAUCUUCCUGUAUUUACGUCUGAGAGGAGGCUGAGGACACUUUAACACGGUUCAUCUACCAGAAAACCCAUGGACGUUAUUUAAUAUUAAUGAGAUCUUGUUCUUUCUUUUAUUUUAAAAGAUACAUUCCCACAGACUAUACAGCCUGUGUUUAUUAACCAAUUUGUAAAUAUGUGUUUUCUUUUGGCACAACAGAUAUGCAAUUCAAACAUGAUUUUUCCUGACAUGUUAAAUGUGCACUAA